Messenger RNA from Patiria miniata (bat star), 843 nucleotides. Its product is annotated as WSC domain-containing protein ARB_07870-like. Bases 1 to 843 code for a protein of 280 amino acids. The record is from RefSeq and is a predicted model, not a curated record. The transcript has 5 exons. NCBI's taxonomy places the organism in Eukaryota, Metazoa, Echinodermata, Asteroidea, Valvatida, Asterinidae.
AUGGUCCGAGUACGCCGACGAGACGAAGGAAGGACCGGCGUGAUGCUUGUGAUGCUGUUGGUGCUGAUAGCUCAACUACCAAGCGUAUUAGUAUUCUCAGGCUUGGGGCAAUUACCUGAUUAUAUAGGGUGCUAUAAAGACAACACUGGCGAUCGUGCUCUUAGAGGAAGUGAAGUGAAGGAUGAGAGUUCCAUGUCUUGGCAGUGGUGCAUGAAAAACUGUAUAAAUUAUAAUUAUAUGGGACUGGAGUUCGGUGACGAAUGCUUCUGUGGAGAUAAUUCUGACUAUUACAGGCAUGACAAUGGUGGAACUGACUGCAGUACGACGUGUGAAGGAAACAGCGGGCAACCUGGUUAUCUAGGGUGCUAUGAGGACAGCAUAUACGAUCGUGCUCUUCAAGGAAGCGAAGAGAAGGAUGAGAGUUCCAUGUCUUGGCAGUGGUGCAUGUCUAAGUGUAAGAAUUAUAAUUAUAUGGGACUGGAGUUUGGUAACGAAUGCUACUGUGGAGAUAAUUCUGACUAUGGCAAGCAUGGCAAUGGUGGAACUGGCUGCAGUUUGACGUGUGAAGGAAACAGUGGAGAGACAUGUGGUGGAUCAGAUCGCAUUGAAGUCUACAGAGCAAGGAAUGGUCUGUGCUACAAGCCUGGACAACCAAGUCAUGGAUCAUACUCUGUAUCCCGUCCUUACAGUUACAACCUUGGUAACUAUGAGUAUGCAGGUGCUAGUUUACGUUAUACCUGCGACAGAGGUUACUAUUUUCCUGCAAAGCCUCCGACUGUCACAUGUGUGAUAGGAAAGACAUGGAACCCUGCCUACAGCACCUGCCAAGUUUACUUUGCCUGA